CUCCCGUCGCCAUGACGGCCGCCGUCUUCUUCGGCUGCACCUUCAUCGCCUUCGGGCCCGCGCUGGCCCUCUACGUCUUCACCAUCGCCACCGACCCGCUGCGCAUCAUCUUCCUCAUCGCCGGAGCUUUUUUCUGGUUGGUGUCCCUGCUGCUCUCCUCCCUUGUCUGGUUCAUUGUCGUAAGCAUCAGCGGCACCGAUGACGCGUCAGUACAGAAAGGCCUGCUUAUCUUCGGAGUGCUGUUUUCGGUCGUUAUCCAAGAAGUCUUCCGGUUCGCUUAUUAUAGACUCUUAAAAAAAGCCAAUAAGGGUUUGAUGACGAUAAGCCAGGAGGAAACCGUCCCCAUUUCUGUAAGGCAGUUGUCAUAUGUGUCUGGCUUGGGUUUUGGGAUCAUGAGUGGAGUAUUUUCCCUUGUAAAUAUCCUGGCUGAUUCCUUGGGACCGGGCAUAGUGGGUAUUCAUGGAGAUUCUCCACAGUACUUCCUAUCUUCUGCAUUCAUGACUCUGGCUAUCGUUCUGCUGCACAUCUUCUGGGGAAUUGUGUUUUUCGACGCAUGUGAGAAUAAAAAGUGGUGGGCUCUUGCUCUGGUUAUCCUGAGCCAUCUGCUGGUGUCGGGCUUGACAUUCCUGAAUCCUCAUUACGAGGGAAGCUUAAUCCCGUCAUACAUCAUCAUGCUGCUCAUGGGUGUCUGGGCGUUCUUCACUGCUGGCGGCUCCCUUAGGAAUCUAAAGCGUUGCCUCAUGUGCCGGGACAAAGACUUCCUCCUGUCUAACCAACGUGCCAGAUAACAUCUGAGAGUCAGGACACCCUGGAAAGCUUUCUGUGUUUUAGAGGACGAAUGACUGGUGCCUUCUUCUAAAAUUCUCUUUUCCCGAUUGAAUUUAGGAAAAAAGAUGCUAGAUAAGAGUUUGCCUGGUCAUUUGACUUUUGUCUAGAGCUUACAUGAAAAUCACAUUUGGGGUGAGAAGGCUGUGGGAGGGAUCCUGGGGAAGAGCAGAAAUGUUUAGUUUCUCUUUCGGCACAUGGUGUGGGUUGAGUUAAUAUGCUGGCGUCGUAAAUAGCAAAUCUGCGACCUUUACAUUUGGUUCAACAUAGUAGGGAAGGGCUAAAAUUCAUGUGUUUGUAUGACUUAAGGCAUCCUGUUUGUUCUCGGACUAAUCCAAAUAAUUUAGCAUCCUAGUAAAAGGUAUCAAGCAACGUUCUAGAUACAAUAAUGCAAUAUCUUUUGUUUCCUAGGGUGAUUUAGCCAAAGUAAGAUAAUUACUAUUAGUCUGUAUUUAAAGUUUUUUGUUGUAUUUCAGACUGGCUUUCUGAAGAGAUUAAUGUAUUUUUCUUUGUAAAUUUAGCUUCAGUCCCGUAGGAUAUUUGAAGUUUUUUCGUUGAGACUACUACGUGAAGGAUGUGUGACAUUGCUAAACUGGAUUUUGAAUUGAACCCCGAUUCUAUUCUGUUGAUCCAGAGACAUUGUUGGUUUCUGAUCAGUUGGGACAGUAUUCAAAAAGGAGGGUUUUUUGAGUAAGUCUGCAAGUGCUGCAAGUUGGACUCUUAGUUCUCCUUUCAAAGGUCUAUUUUCACAGAUUAUACCCCCUGGCCACCAGUUGCAUUCUGCUAAAUUUUGUCUAAAAUUGCUAGAUUUUGGACUCUUGAGAAGGGAGCGUAGCAUUUCUCUACUGGGCGUGCUCUUUAAGAAACCAGGUUGCGUGGGAGAGCAGUUCUUUUGUAAUAGGAAGGUUUAUUAGAUUAUUUUUUAAGCCAACUGACUCAGCUAAUACAGUGGUAUGAAUUUUCUUCUUCAAAAUGGUGUAAUUUCUUUAGAGUUUAUGGCAUACUGUAAAACUGAAUUGUAUCAGAAGCAACUGAAUUUUCUGCAAGUGUGUAAUGAUAGAUACACAUUUCAAGGCACAUGAAGUUUUGCAAAUGCAGCCUUCCACUAUACAAGUACAAAUCCCUAAGGUGUUCAGGGAAAGUGGGGAAGUCGUGAUUGGAAAUGAUAUAAAAAUCUGACUUUUUGGUGCCCUAGGACUUUCCAUGAAAAGCCUUGCAAAGCUUUAAUGAGAGGUGACAUGCUGUACUCUAGCAUGUCAGACCAGUAAAUUUGGAAGUGCUUUGGUCCGGGGCGAAGACUUUCAAAAAAACAAACAAACUAGGAAAGCAAGGUUCUGAUCUGAUUUUGUAUCAUUUGAAAGGAGUCCAGUUAGAGGACCUGUGUUUGUAAGUUGGAAGACUACAAAUGCACCCUGUUGGCAUUUUUUGUUGUGAUCACGAAAAAAUAGAUGGUUUCAAAUGGAACAGUCCAUUUAUCCUUACAAUUUGCCUUAUUCCUUCUUUUUGUUACCUUUCUGCUUCUUCCCCUUUUUAGCCAUUUUAUAGUUUGAUGUGUUGUUGGACACUUCUGCCUUGGAAGUGGAGAAGCAAAGGCAAUUUAGUGUCCGAAGGACAACAUUUCCUGUAUGUAACCCAGUGAUAUGAGUUUUACAUGUUGAACUGGAGUUCAUUUCUUUCCUUCUUUCAUUUGAGGCUACUCCCCUACCCCCUUCAGCCCCCUGAGCGAGAGGAAACUUGUUGCUAAUAGCAACUUUCAGAUGUAAUCUAUCUUAAACAGGUGAGGAUAGCUGUUCUCCCAAAUACCUGUCAGACCUUCUGUACAGUUAAUACAAUUUGCAAGACCUGCACAAAGCUACGGAGCGAUAUAACUUUAGCUUUAAAGAGCCUCGUCAGACCCCUAAGUUAUGUAUAGAAAUGAAUAAGAAGGGCUGGGAUAUUUCAAAAUCCUUCAACGACCUUCAAAAUCUACAUUCAAGAAGAAACUUGCACAUUUUUUUUUAAUACGAGGGGCUGCUCAGUACAGACUAAAUGUCCUAGCAUAACUGUUCGUAAAUAAAGAGUCAGUGUGUUAGCAUUGUCCCAGUAAGAUGAAGACAUUUUAAAAAUUUCCAGUAGCACUGAUGCCAAGGAGUUCAGAAGGGGCACUGUUUCUGUGGGUAUGUCAAGAGUAUUUUUCGUCUUUGUAAUUUUAUAGUAAGACUUAUUACCUCUAGCUCAACCCUGAAGGUGGUUGGGAUGGAUUCCAUUCUGGAAGCCCGUCCCCCUCAACCCAGAAGAAAACAUACCGUGAAAUUUUGAACAUUGGAGCUUAGCCUCUACAUGCACAUUAUCCAGAGUGUUUAGCCUCCACCCCCUCCAAAAUAGCCUUUGGUCUCAGUUAUCCAGGUACAUCAGACAAAAGGAUUUUUUUUGGCCUGAAGUUUGCAAAUAGUUGAAACCAAAGUGCGUUUUUAUGCCACAGGUAACCAGAUAAUGUAUUUAAGAAGAUCCACGCUAUGUUGCAGGACUCAUGUUUAUUGCUGUAUAAAUUGUAGAGAUUGGAGGUUAUCCAAUCAAGCAGAUGUGCCUACUGUAGUUCUUGUGAAGUAAUAGCAUGUUCCAACUGGAGAGGUUUUAUUGACUUUCAGCUCUGGUUCUGGCAGUCGGAGAGAUGGGAAACUCACUGCUGAUGAUUUUUAAUUAUGCCUUGAAUUGUAUUAGAAAAAUGGCUUCUGUCCCAAGCAUCUGUAAUUUUAUUUUUUAAGUACACUUUAGUGCUUGGCCUGAAUGGCAAGUUUAUGCCCUGAAGGGACUGGUCCCUUUCUAUCUAGAUUAAGUGCAAUUGAGAAGCAGUAUCAGCAUAAACUUCCCCCCACGUGCUACUUUUCUGACAUAUCUCAGCCCUCAUUUGGAAGACCCAGAGAUGAAAAGUCAGUUCUGGCUUUCAUGUCCAUGAGCUUACCAGUAAAAAUGCCAGCGAACCCAAAGUGGCCUAAGACCUCUGUGGCAUUGCUUGUGGGCUGCCAGAGAAAGUCAUCCUCUAGUAAUUGCCAUCAUUCCCAGAUUCCACCACCUUCUUGUUUGACCAUUCCUUAAGCUUUGGAAUUGUUAGGCGUGACCAACCAUCACAGUGAUCCGUUUUGGUUUCCUACCAUCUAGUAUUUUUUUUAAUGUUUUACUCAUGACUGAAGAGGUUUAUUUUCGUAGUUAAAAGUCAAUCAAUCAAUCAAUCGUAUUUAUUGAGCGCUUACUGUGUGCAGAGCACUGUACUAAGCGCUUGGGAAGUACAAGUUGGCAACAUAUAAGUCAAGGUGAUUUGUAUUCAGCUGAAGUCUUCUAAGAGCAGUUGAUACUGUCUCAGUAUCAAGACUGUAAAUUGUUACAUGAGUUGUACUGUUACUUAAUAUCCAGUGGUGAUAGCUGGUCUUGGUUUCAAUAUGUCAUGCGACAUAAUCUUUAAGCAACCAAUAUAUAUCAUUGAACAGUAAUAAAAAGGGUAAUGUUUGA
Messenger RNA from Tachyglossus aculeatus (Australian echidna), 4311 nucleotides. RefSeq names its product aph-1 homolog B, gamma-secretase subunit (gene APH1B). Gene Ontology annotation, biological process: positive regulation of catalytic activity; protein processing; Notch receptor processing. The transcript is spliced from 6 exons. Lineage: Eukaryota; Metazoa; Chordata; Mammalia; Monotremata; Tachyglossidae. The record is from RefSeq and is a predicted model, not a curated record. Bases 12 to 788 code for a protein of 258 amino acids. Gene Ontology annotation, cellular component: endoplasmic reticulum; membrane; gamma-secretase complex. Gene Ontology annotation, molecular function: protein-macromolecule adaptor activity.